Molecule: messenger RNA, 2025 nt
Organism: Brassica oleracea var. oleracea
Lineage: Eukaryota; Viridiplantae; Streptophyta; Magnoliopsida; Brassicales; Brassicaceae
Product: inositol phosphorylceramide glucuronosyltransferase 1
Exons: 9
Coding region: 177-1784 (535 amino acids)
Molecular function (GO): glycosyltransferase activity
Source: RefSeq, a predicted model, not a curated record
CGGUUUCUAAAACGACGGCGGCGAAAGGAAUAAAGAGAAGUCUCAGACACAGACAGAACAGCAAAGGAGGAACAAACAUAACAACGAAGAAGUUUCAAAAAUCUACUUUUCAAACGUAUACUUUCCUUAAAUUAAGAUCUUUGUUAAUCCACUUUUCUCUACAAAGUUAGAUCCGAAUGAUUACUAUGUUGAGAGACAAGGCGAGUCUCUGUGUUCUCCUCUUCUCAAUCUUACUCCUUUUCAAGGGUUCGUUUGGAUCUGAAUCAAGCAAGGAAGCUUACGUGACACUCUUAUACGGCGAUGAGUUCUUAUUAGGAGUCAGAGUAUUAGGCAAAUCGAUUCGAGACACUGGAUCCGACAAAGACAUGGUCGCUUUGGUCUCUGAUGGCGUCUCAGAUUACUCCAAGAAGCUACUCAAGGCUGAUGGAUGGAAAGUGGAGAAGAUCAGUUUACUAGCGAACCCAAACCAAGUUCAUCCGACAAGGUUCUGGGGUGUUUACACAAAGCUCAAGAUCUUUAACAUGACAGAUUACAAGAAAGUUGUGUAUCUUGAUGCUGAUACUAUUGUGGUAAAGAACAUUGAUGAUCUGUUCAAAUGCUCGAAGUUUUGCGCAAACUUGAAGCACUCCGAGAGGUUGAACUCUGGUGUCAUGGUUGUUGAACCGUCCGAAGCUCUUUUUAGUGACAUGAUGAGAAAAGUGAAGACUUUGUCGUCUUACACCGGAGGAGACCAAGGGUUCUUGAAUUCCUACUAUCCAGAUUUUCAAAAUGCUCGUGUUUUUGAUCCUAGUUUAAGCCCUGAAGCGUUGAAAGCUAGACCAGUUCCUGAUAUGGAGAGGCUUUCGACGUUAUAUAAUGCUGAUGUUGGUCUUUAUAUGCUUGCUAAUAAGUGGAUGGUUGAUGAGAGUAAACUUCAUGUGAUUCAUUACACUCUUGGCCCUCUCAAGCCUUGGGACUGGUGGACAGCGUGGCUUGUGAAGCCUGUUGAUGCCUGGCAUAGCAUUAGGGUAAAGCUUGAGGAAACUCUUCCUGGAACUGGAGGUGGCAAAAACCAAAACGAUGAACUCGUCGUCAAGCUACUCUUCUUGUUACCUCUUUGUGCGCUUUUGUUCUGCAUUUACCGAUCCAUUCAGGGUUAUGAGGGGUCACUGUGCAGUCAAUUUAGAUAUCUUUAUUACAAAAUUAGAUCUAAUAGAACACUUGGUUAUAAUUCUACAUUUUCCACCAUGAAUCCUAGCCAUCAACUCCAUAGUGGCAACUCACAGUCAAAGGUUCCUCAGCACUUAGGCGCGGUUUCAGUUGUAGUCUGUUUCACCGCCCUUCUGAUAUCCGUUGGAGUUUCCUUUCUGAUUGUGCCUAGGCAAAUCAUGCCGUGGACUGGGUUGAUCUUGGUGUACGAAUGGACGUUUACAAUCUUCUUUCUUUUGUUUGGUUGCUUCUUGCUUUUGGUGCAUCAACAUGGAAAGAAAAUGGCAGUUUAUACAGAAUCAUCCACCUUGGAUGGUUCCGGAAAAGGUCAUCAGCGAGGAGGUGUGUCUUGUGACGUGACUACAUUGUAUUAUGGAUUAGGGAUGGUGUUUCUAGCUAUUGCUGCUGUUUCUUUGCCUUAUAUAUUAGGGAUCACCGCUUUAUUCGUGAGGUUGGGUCUAAUGGUGGGUGUAGCCAUAGUUUCAGCUGCCUACAUGACUUAUGCUUCAGAGCACCUAGCCAUCAGAUGGUUCUUGAAAGGUUUAGAAGACCGUCUUGAAACAUCAAGAUCAAAGUCCAUAUGUUUCAUGUGCUGACACCACAAAAGGCAGUCACCUGAGAAAAAUGUGUCACCAUUGUAACUUGCAGAAUCAAACAGAGCCAUAUGAUUUGAGUUUUUGUAGUUAUGUCUUAAGAUUGUUAUAGAUUCUUGUAGCUUUGUUCUUUCUUUAUCACCAUGUCCCACUGUCUCCUCUCUUUACUCACAUUUGUACAGAUCAUUAAUACUGUGAAGAAUUCUUUUCUUUGCUAACAUUUGUACAGAUCACUGCUUGAUUA